This is a messenger RNA of Cetraspora pellucida, 1053 nucleotides long. NCBI's taxonomy places the organism in Eukaryota, Fungi, Glomeromycota, Glomeromycetes, Diversisporales, Gigasporaceae. The record is from the annotation of a GenBank genome assembly.
AUGAUGAUAAUGAAAUAUCAGAUUAUAAAUCUGAUAAUGCCAGAAAUGAAACUUUUUUAGAAGCAUUGCAAAGUCUAAGACCAGAAGUAUUUGAAAAGCUUAUUGAAACUGAUAAUAACCAAUCACUCCAAAAUAAACAAGAACUUUCAUUUGAUGAGAAUACUGAAUUUUUGUCUAAUGAGUAUGAGGAACUGUUAUCUAAUAAGAAUGAUGAAUUUUUAUCUAAUGAGAAUAAUGAGUUUUCAUCAGAUACAGAUACUGAGCUUUUGUCUAAAGAGAAUAAUAAGCUUUUGUCUGAUGUGAAUACUGAGCUUUCGUCUAAAGAGGAUAAUGAACAUUCAUUUUAUAUGAAUGAUGAUAAAUUUAGCUUAGAAGCACUUGAUUCAUUAUUAAAAGAAAAUCUUUCUGAUAUUAGACUUCGUACAGUUAGUCAAUUUUUUUACUUAGUUAAAGACCAUAAGUAUACUAAAAUGUCAGCUAGUGAGCUUCUUGCUCAUAGUGUUAAUAGGAGUCUAUGGCAUGCUCAAGUUAUUCUUUGUAAGUUUGUGGAAGAUGAAGCUAUUCCUGCUUUAGGAAUUGAAGAAAAAAAAACUAUCUCUAUUAAAACAGCCCAAAUAUGGUUACACAGUCUUGCAAUCUAUGAAGGAGAUGAUAUAAAUCAAGUUAUUUCACUAAGACUACUACUAAAUGUUCCAGAAAUUGUCCCAGUUACUCAUGAUGAAUUAAUUUUUUAUACUAAUAAUGGGACAAUUGGUCGGCUUUGCCUUUCGCAAGAAGAAAAAGAAGCAAAUAAUUUACUUUCUAACAACAAAUAUCUUCCUUAUACUAAUGCAGCUGGUCAUCUUUGUAUUUUUUACUCAAAGUAUCAUUGUGAGCUCAAUUAUAUUGAGUCUUUUUGGGGAGCAGCAAAACAAUAUGCAUGUUUACAUUGCGAUUAUUCUUUUAAAGGUCUUAAAAAAACUGUUCCUUAUGCAUUAAAAUCUCAUGAUCUUUCUGGAAAAGCUGCAGUUUUUGCUGUAAAAAAAUAUCGAUCUCAUUGUCAAGUACCAGAAA